AUGAAACUGAUGCGUGGCGACAUGGGUGGGGCGGCUACAGUCGUUUCAUCUCUACUCGCCAUCGCUCAGCUCCAACUCCCAAUCAAUGUUGUCACUUUCACUCCGCUUUGUGAGAACUCGCCCGGUCCAAAAGCUACCAAAAUCUACGCUAUGAAUGGCAAAUCUGUUGAGGUCGACAACAUGGAUACUGAAGGCCGUCUAGUUCUACCUGACGCGUUGUACUACGCAUCAACCGAGUUCAAGCCGCACACGGUCAUUGACGUUGCCAUUCUCACUGGGGUUAUGGAUAUAGCACUGGGCGAGAUCUACUCCGGUGUUUUCACGACCUCCGAUGCUCUUUGGAAUCGCCUGAAUGUUGCCGGAGAGAGCGAGUACGAUCGCUUCUGGCGCAUGCCCCUCGACGAGGAUUAUGGCGCACAGAUUUACUCAUCAAACGCUGAUUUGUGCAACACGGGCGGGAAACUAGCAGGUGCAUGUACUGCUGCACUGUUCCUUAAGGCGUUUGUAGAUGGUAUCGAGGCCACAGAUGGACUGGAGCCCUCUGUCCGAUGGGCUUACCUUGAUAUUGCUGGGACUAUGGAGUUCACGCGCCCAACACCAUACCAAGAGACAGGAAUGACUGGGCGUCCUGUUCGGUAA
Messenger RNA from Suillus clintonianus, 639 nucleotides. RefSeq names its product peptidase M17, leucyl aminopeptidase. The record is from RefSeq and is a predicted model, not a curated record. Lineage: Eukaryota; Fungi; Basidiomycota; Agaricomycetes; Boletales; Suillaceae. The transcript has 9 exons. Gene Ontology annotation, biological process: proteolysis. Bases 1 to 639 code for a protein of 212 amino acids. Gene Ontology annotation, molecular function: manganese ion binding; metalloaminopeptidase activity. Gene Ontology annotation, cellular component: cytoplasm.